CAGACACACACUCCACAGCAGCUCAGACUGUGCGAGCAGCAGCCCAGACCCUUCCCCACCAUGAGAUCCCUCAUGCGGACCCUCGCUGUGCUCUCAGCCCUCCUGGCGCUCGCUGGCGCCCAGCCCGCCUUCUUGGAGUACAUCGAGAGGAGACUGGCAUCAUUUGAGGACCGUAUCACUGUGUGGAAUGAUCAGACGCAAAGAUACGCCACAGAGUACCGGGACUUCAAGAACCGCAUCAUCAGCAUGGUGGAGAACAUAGACAAGCAGCGGGAGGAGCAGAGGCGUCUGCUGGAGAUAUCGAAUUCCCGCAUCGAGCGCCUGGAGCGGGAGUUGGAUUACAUGGAGACACGGAACCCGAUACCCACCUGCAUUGAGAUGGAUGACAAGCUGAUUGAGCAGCAGUUCACUCGAGGUCAGGAUAAGAAGCCCAAGCAAGUCAAAGCCAUAGACUGCGUACAUGCCAUCGGGAGCAUCAGGGCCAUGAAGAUCGUGAAGAAGCUGGACACUCCGGCCGGCCUGUGGACAAGAGAUGUCCUGUCGGACUCGGACAAGCUGUACGUGUUCGACGGCACCGGUAACGACACGGUGUACGAGUUCGCCAACAUGCGGGACUUCACCGACUUCCCGGGGAUGGUGAGAGCCACGAAGCUCCGCCUGCCCCACCCCUGGGCCGGCACCGGCCACACUGUAUUCCAAGGCUUCCUCUACUACAUCCGCACUCAGCCCGACUUCCAGGUCAUCAAGUACCACCUGGCCAAUCGCACAGUGGUGGACAGCGCCAUGUUCCCGGCUGAGCAGCAGAUCCCAGUGUACGGCCUCUCGCCGUUCACCUACAUUGACCUGGCCGCGGACGAGGAUGGGUUGUGGGCGCUCUAUGCCACCCAGGAGAAUGCGGACCACAUCUGUCUGGCCAGGAUGGACCUCCAGACCCUGGACAUCGAGCAGAUGUGGGAUACGCCCUGCCCCAUCCAGGACGCCGAGGGGGCCUUCGUGAUCUGCGGCACGGUGUACGUGGUGUAUAACAGCAAACUGCGCAGCCGCUCCCGCAUCCAGUGCGUGUUCGAUGUGAGUGACCUGGUGACCAGUGAGAACGCUCCCCUGCUCUACUUCCCCCGGCGCUAUGGCACCCACUCCAGCAUCAAGUACAACUCCGGGGACCGGCACCUCUACGCCUGGGACGACGGUUACCAGAUCAUCUACCGGCUCAGCAUGAAGGACAAGUCUGAGCUGUGAAACACACACACACCCUCGCUGCAGCCCCCCUACCCACCCACAACUAUCUCUUCCCAACCACUGCUGCUCAAUCCCACCCCCAACUCCCUCCUCACCAACUCAAUCCCUAUUGUAUAUUCAUCCCCCUCUUCCUCACACGCACACACCAUCAGCAGACAAGCUUUCACUCACUUCCCCCAGGACAUGCUAUCUCAAUACUCAUGCCCCCGCCCACCUCCAUCCUCUCUGAAGAACUUUGAAGCCCUUAUCCUGUAUGACAGGUGCUGCAACCAGUGUGAGUCACACCAGUCUAUCUCACAGUCCUCGUCCUGGUCAGGCUCCGCUGGCUCCCUCUUCCAUCUUCCUCUUCGACCAUGCUUACAGUCA
Callorhinchus milii (elephant shark) is the source of this 1602-nucleotide messenger RNA. RefSeq names its product olfactomedin-like 3b (gene olfml3b). The transcript is spliced from 3 exons. Gene Ontology annotation, biological process: signal transduction. Lineage: Eukaryota; Metazoa; Chordata; Chondrichthyes; Chimaeriformes; Callorhinchidae. The record is from RefSeq and is a predicted model, not a curated record. Bases 61 to 1236 code for a protein of 391 amino acids.